GUGUGAUUAGAGGCUAAAGAAGAAACAACCGGCGGUCACCUCGCUGAAAGUGUCAUCCACUUGGAAACUGUCUACUUACGACUCCCUACAGGGUCAAGAUGCAGACGCCAGCACAGUCUAUCAUUCAUAGUGGCUACUUCCACCCAACACUCAGAUACUGGCAGACAUGUGCUACAAAUAUAAGACCUGAAAACUUAAUCUACCCAAUUUUCAUUACAGACAGUGCUGAUGCAGUUGAACCCAUUGGUAGCCUGCCUGGACAAGCCAGAUACGGGGUGAACAAGCUGGAGGGAAUGUUGCGGCCACUUGUAGAGAACGGCUUGAGAUGUGUGCUGGUCUUUGGGGUCCCUGCAAAUAUAGCAAAGGAUGAAAGAGGGUCAGGGGCAGACACUGAUGACACGCCAGCCGUGAUGGCCGUGAAGAAGAUCAGAUCCUUAUUCCCCGACCUGCUGGUGGCUUGUGACGUUUGCUUGUGUCCAUACACAUCACACGGUCAUUGUGGUAUCUUGAAUGAGGGUGGUUCUCUUAACAAUGAUGCUAGCUGUUUGAGACUGGCAGAAGUGGCACUGUCUUACGCCAAAGCUGGUUGUCAUAUAAUUGCUCCCUCUGAUAUGAUGGAUGGCAGAGUCGGGGCCAUAAAACAAGCGCUGCUUGCUAAUGGUUUAGGAAACAGGGUGUCAGUGCUAAGCUACAGUGCCAAAUUUGCCUCAUGUUAUUAUGGUCCUUUCAGAGAUGCUGCACAGUCCAAGCCAGCUUUUGGGGACAGGCGCUGCUACCAACUUCCUCCUGGAGCAAGAGGUCUUGCCAUUCGGGCUGUGGAACGAGAUGUAAAGGAGGGAGCUGAUAUGUUGAUGGUGAAACCAGGUCUGCCGUAUUUGGACGUUGUGAGAGAAGUCAAAGACAAGUUUCCCACUCAUCCCCUUGCUGUUUAUAAUGUGUCGGGGGAGUUUGCCAUGAUGUGGCACGGAGCGCAAGCUGGAGCCUUUGACUUAAAAGCCGCAGUGAUGGAAGCUAUGACCGGUUUCCGCAGAGCAGGUGCUGACAUUAUCAUUACCUACUACACCCCUCAGUUGCUCAACUGGCUGAAAGAAUGAGGAUGUGAGUCUCCAUUAAGAAGACAUUGUCUCCUUUUAAAGCUAAUGACCAAAAAUCUGCAAUUGAAAAUCUUAGGCCUUUGGCAAAUAUUGUACAUUUUGGCAUUUAUUCGCGUCUGUAUUGGGAAAACUGGGCUAUACAUAAAAAUGUGUGGCAUUACUGUUUUUUUUUUUUUUAAACGUUGUUUUGAGCACCUAAUAUCCUAGUUAAACAGGUGCAGCUAAUAAAAAAAUUGAUGUUUUGUCUUUUCUAGGCAUUUCCAAAAGUCAAAUUGUUAUGUUAUAUACAGUCGGGUCCCUAAAUACUGGGACAGUGACAGUUUUGAGCAUCCCAGCUCUGUACCAUACAACAGUGGAUUUGAAAUAAAGCUAUUGAAAAAAAUGUUUUUUUAAUAGAUGUAACCGUUAUAAACCCCAUGCAUUUCAGCCUUCUGGUAAUAAUAUUCUCCUAAUGUAUUAAAUUUCAGGAACAAUGUAAUUCCAACCACAGUCAAGCAAUGUUCGAUACCUGUGACGUAGUGCUGUUUUAUCCACUUGUGCCAUU
Molecule: messenger RNA, 1638 nt
Organism: Corythoichthys intestinalis (scribbled pipefish)
Lineage: Eukaryota; Metazoa; Chordata; Actinopteri; Syngnathiformes; Syngnathidae
Gene: alad
Product: aminolevulinate dehydratase
Exons: 12
Coding region: 99-1094 (331 amino acids)
Biological process (GO): heme biosynthetic process
Cellular component (GO): cytosol
Molecular function (GO): zinc ion binding; porphobilinogen synthase activity
Source: RefSeq, a predicted model, not a curated record